This is a messenger RNA of Humulus lupulus (European hop), 378 nucleotides long. RefSeq lists its product as uncharacterized. Lineage: Eukaryota; Viridiplantae; Streptophyta; Magnoliopsida; Rosales; Cannabaceae. The coding region runs from base 46 to 378 and encodes 110 amino acids. The record is from RefSeq and is a predicted model, not a curated record. The transcript has 4 exons.
UUCAUUUCUUAUUUAUUUUAGGCGAUUAGCAAUAAGUUUAAAGAGAUGAGGAAGAAACAACUCCCACAUACAUGCAGCAGGAGAGGAUAUGCUCGAACAAUGGAUGACAUGAGUAGGGAAAGCUCAAAACCUGUAACAAGAGUUCAAGCUUUCUUAAAGACACACACAAAGAAGAAUGGUGAACCUGUGAAUGCACAAGCUGCUGAAGUUAUUGAGAAGCUACAAGUUCUUGCAAAUGAAAAACCAGAUUCAUGCACAACACAGAAUACUGUACAAGAUGCUCUCACUAUCAUAUUUGGUCCUGACAAGAAUGGUAGAUCAUUAGCUAAUGGGAGGGGAGUAACUAAUACAAAGUUAGCUAUUCUAAGAUCAAUCUGA